Molecule: messenger RNA, 3466 nt
Organism: Gossypium raimondii (Peruvian cotton)
Lineage: Eukaryota; Viridiplantae; Streptophyta; Magnoliopsida; Malvales; Malvaceae
Product: FT-interacting protein 3
Exons: 3
Coding region: 276-3251 (991 amino acids)
Source: RefSeq, a predicted model, not a curated record
UCUAAUAUUCUCUCGGUCAACUGUAUUUUAUUUCUAAUUUUUUAAAUUAAUCUCCUUCUCUCCUAAGUUUCAUAGAUGCUAUCAUAUACAGUCCUUUCAAGCUUCCUUUCACUUUCCUAACAGAGCUUUCAGCUUUUAAAACAGAGGGUUUUUUCUACUCUUGAUAUCUGAUUGUUGGGUGUUCUUUGAAACCUGAAAAAAGUAUUAUUUUGAUCGACUCAAAUUACCGAUAGUCAAUAAAGUGAUUUCCGGUUCCGCUUUGAUUGAUACAAACUAUGAGUAGUCUCAAGUUGGGGGUGGAGGUGGUGGGGGCGCAUGACCUGUUAGCCAAAGAUGGACAGGGAUCAUUCUGUCCCUUUGUGGAGCUCGAGUUUGAUGGCCAGAGAUGCCGGACCACUACUAAAGAGAAAGAUCUCAGUCCGGUAUGGAACGAGAGUUUCUAUUUCAACGUAUCGGAUCCAAACAAGUUGUCCAGCCUCCCACUUGAAGCUUUUGUUUACAACCAUAACAAAGCAAACAACGCGAAGACUUGUCUUGGGAAGGUUCGACUCACUGCACCAUCGUUCGUGAAUUACUCUGAUGCGGUUGUUUUGCACUACCCUCUUGAGAAACGAAGCAUUCUCUCCCGUGCGAAAGGAGAGCUUGGUUUGAAAGUGUUUGUUACUGAUGAUCCUUCGAUAAAACCCUCGAAUCCACUUCCAGCCAUGGAUCCGGAUGUAGUCCCGAAGUCAAUUCCCAAAGAGAAAAAUGGUAAAAGACACACAUUUUUUCAUCUUCCAAAUGCAAAGCAGCCACAACAGCAGCAGCAAAAAGUUACCCCAGCACCACCCCAACAACAAAUGAAUUAUGGAGUACAUGAGAUGAAAUCCGGACCACAGGCAUCGAAAGUUGUCAACAUGUUCCCGGGUUCAUCAUCUCAACCAUUUGAUUAUGCUCUUAAAGAGACAAGUCCAUUUCUUGGAGGAGGACGAAUUGUUGGAGGCCGAGUCAUACGAGGAGACAGACCAACCAGCACCUAUGACCUUGUUGAGCAGAUGAGAUUCCUUUUCGUACGAGUGGUGAAAGCCCGAGAUCUUCCUUCAAAAGAUGCGACAGGCAGCCUCGAUCCGUAUGUUGAAGUGAAAGUAGGAAACUACAAAGGAAUCACGAAGCAUUAUGAAAAGAAACAAAAUCCAGAAUGGAAUCAGGUGUUUGCCUUUUCAAGGGAAACAGUGCAGUCAUCUGUGCUAGAAGUUGUUGUGAAGGAUAAGGCUUUAGUGAAAGAUGACUCUGUUGGGUUUGUGCGCAUUGAUCUCCACGAGGUUCCUACAAGGGUUCCACCUGAUAGUCCGUUGGCUGCGGAAUGGUAUCGGUUAGAAGAUAAGAAAGGAGAGAAAAAGAAAGGAGAACUGAUGCUUGCAGUUUGGUAUGGCACACAGGCUGAUGAGGCUUUUCCCGAUGCUUGGCAUUCGGAUGCUAUUGCUCCAGGUGAUAGCACUUCAGUUUCCCUGACAUAUAUCCGCUCAAAAGUUUAUCACUCUCCGAGACUGUGGUAUGUCCGUGUCAAUGUUAUCGAGGCUCAAGACCUUGUUCCAGCUGACAAGAGCAGGUUUCCUGAUGCAUAUGUUAAGGUUCAGAUUGGUAACCAGAUCUUAAAGACAAAAUCAGUCCAAACUCGAAAUAUGAAUCCAAUCUGGAACGAAGAGUUUAUGUUUGUUGCUGCCGAACCCUUUGAAGAUCAUCUGACUUUUACAGUUGAAGAUCAUGCAGGUCCUAAUAAGGAUGAGACCAUUGGAAGGACUGUAAUAGCAUUGAACUCCAUUGAUAGGCGUGCUGAUGAUCGCUUUGUCCGUACCCGGUGGUACAACCUGGAGAAAUCUUUAUCCGAUGCCAUGGACAGUGAUCGUGCAAAGAAGGAUAAAUUUCAUAGUAGGCUCCAUGUUCGUCUUUGUCUUGAUGGAGGAUACCAUGUUCUCGAUGAAUCAACUCAGUAUAGCAGUGAUCUCCGGCCAACAGCAAAGCAGCUCUGGAAAUCGUCAAUUGGUGUUUUAGAACUCGGAAUUUUGAAUGCCGACGGGCUCCAGCCAAUGAAAACUAGAGACGGAAAAGGUGCAUCUGAUACAUAUUGUGUUGCUAAGUAUGGCCAUAAAUGGGUUCGAACUCGAACCAUAGUAAAUAGCUUGAAUCCGAAAUAUAAUGAGCAGUACACCUGGGAAGUUUAUGAUACAGCCACGGUUCUCACGGUGGGGGUCUUUGAUAACUCUCAGAUUGGAGGUUCCGAUAAUACCAGAGAUAACAAAAUCGGAAAGGUACGGAUUCGCAUAUCUACACUGGAAACUGGUCGUGUUUACACACACUGUUACCCGCUGCUGGUUCUUCACCCUUCUGGUGUCAAGAAAUUGGGUGAACUCCACUUAGCAAUACGAUUUUCAUCGACAUCGAUGGUUAAUAUGAUGUCUCAGUACUCGCGUCCUCUUCUGCCAAAGAUGCACUACAAAAGGCCGUUGAGCGUGAUACAGCAAGACAUUCUGCGACAUCAGGCCGUGAAUAUCGUGGCAGCUCGGCUUGGUCGGGCUGAACCUCCUCUCAGGAGAGAAGUAGUCGAAUAUAUGUCCGAUGCAAAUGCUCACCUUUGGAGCAUGAGGCGCAGCAAGGCAAACUUUUUGCGACUGACAUCAGUCUUCUCGGGGUUAUUUUCGGCUGGAAAAUGGUUCGGUGAAGUUUGCACGUGGAAGAAACCUAUUACAACAGUGCUGGUUCAUAUCCUAUUCGCAAUGCUAGUUUGUUUCCCAGAGCUGAUUUUACCAACGGUUUUCUUAUACAUGUUCCUUACAGGGGUUUGGAACUAUCGUUAUCGACCUAGGUACCCUCCUCAUAUGAACACUAGUCUUUCUUGUGCCGAUGCAGUUUCUCCUGAUGAGCUAGAUGAAGAAUUUGAGUCCUUUCCUGCAUCGAAAAGCUCAGAUAUAGUUCGGAUGAGGUAUGAUCGUUUGAGGAGUGUUGCAGGGCGAAUUCAGACUGUUGUUGGUGACAUAGCUACACAAGGCGAGCGGCUUCAGGCACUCCUAAGCUGGCGGGAUCCUCGUGCCACAACAAUAUUUGUGUUAUUAUGUCUGGUGGCUGCCAUUGUUUUGUAUGUCACACCUUUUCAGAUGAUUGCUCUUCUUGCUGGGUUUUAUGUUAUGAGGCAUCCCAGGUUUCGCCACAAGACACCUUCGGCACCGAUCAAUUUCUUCCGUCGUCUGCCUGCAAGGACAGAUAGUAUGCUGUAAAUAGGUUGUGGGGUUUUCUGGGAACUGUGGACUUAACUUCGGGUUGUAAAAACAUCGAUUGCAGCUGUUGCCUGACAUGUUUUGGUGAAUGUAAGUACUACUUUAUCUUUAUGCAUCCAAUGUUAGCCGAUAUAAAAUCCCUAGUUUGGCUACUGUAUGCAAGGAAAUGCAACCAUAUUUGUUACAAUGAUGACCUGUUUAUGAGUUCUGCACUA